AUGUCUGAGGAUGGAGUAGAUGUCAAUCAGCUGGUCCCCAUUACCCGAGAGAUCCUUCGCCAAUACUAUGAGACGUACCCGGCCGACCCUCCCUCCGACAACUUGAAGGCUCUGCGCGCCGAAGUACAGACCGCCGCGCACAAGCUCGGCCUCAAGUUGCCUGAAAAGUGGAACCACGAAGGCGAGUCGGGGGCUGAAGUCCAGGCCGAUGAUGAGCUCAACCGCGAAGUGCUGGGCCAGAACUUGUUGACAGUGCCGCACAAGAUGGACGAAAACAUCUGGCGGUCGCGGCAGCAGCUCGAAGAGAUCCUUCACCUGCUCGAACCCGCCCAGCUCGAUGACGUCGAGACCGCUGCCAAGGGCGCGUCGGGAGUGUCCUUCGACGAAUGGAAGGCUGCCGUGGAUGGCAUCCGCACCAAGGCCAACGCUGCCUUUGAGCGCCUCCAGGAGUUCCAGAAGGGAGGAAUGAAGAAGGUGCAGCACAUCAUCUCGACCUUCCUCCCCAACGACUUCCGUAUGUCGAUCGUGAAGGCUCAGCAGGAGCGAAGCGAAGCCAAGCGGGAGGAGAUGGUCCAGGCCCUGAUCGCCUCCGGCGGUUCAAUCAAGGACAAAUACGACCUCUACUGGAAGCUGCAGCUCGAGAGACGUCAGACGCUGGUGCACAUCGGUAACGCUACGGGCGCCUACAAGGCAAUCAUCAAAUACGUGGGCGGUGUCCCCCAGGUGCUGCUCGACUUCAUCAAGACGGUCAACGACACUGCCGGCCCGAUGGAGGAGCUGCGAAUCCGCUUCGGUCCCAAGUCCUACUUCCUCACCGAGUUCAUCAACGCUUCGUUCCUCUAUAUGGCCGCCCUCUUCCACGUCGUCGCCUCCGACGACGCCGAGCUCGCCGCGCGCAAGAGCGAGCUGUUGGACGGCAAGCUCGUCCAGGAGAUGCAGUUUGUGGAGAAGCUCGUCGCCGCUUACGAUCAGGAGGCCAGCGCCUACCUUGAGCAGCAGAUCAAGAUCCUCGAGAACUCGCCCUUCUUCGUGACCAAGGAGCAGGUCGGCGGGCUCAGCGGACCCGGCGAGGAGAAGGAGGUGCUGGUGGCCAAGGUGCACGAAGAGAAGAUCGCGGUCGAGGCCGGUGACGAGGUCGCGUGGGAGUUCCUCACCAAGAACAAGGACAUCGACUUCUUCGUCACCUUCACCAAGGACGGCACCAAGAACGAGCAGAUCGUCAAGGCCAAGGAGAGAUACGAAUCUCACGUCAACAAAGUCACCGGGAACCACGGUUGCGGGGUGGCGGGAACGUACAAGCUGGUGUGGGACAAUUCGUACUCGUGGCUGACCAAGAAGCAGCUGGUCUACAAGGUCUACAAGAAGAGCGAGUCCGCGGUGGACGAGAAGGACCUCGAAGAGAAGAUGCACGAGAUCGAGGAGGACGAGAAGAACAUCGAGCAGGAGGUCUCCGCCGCCACCAAGAGCAACUGA
This is a messenger RNA of Acanthamoeba castellanii str. Neff, 1473 nucleotides long. Its product is annotated as serpin, putative. The transcript has 9 exons. Lineage: Eukaryota; Discosea; Longamoebia; Acanthamoebidae. The coding region runs from base 1 to 1473 and encodes 490 amino acids. The record is from RefSeq and is a predicted model, not a curated record.